This is a messenger RNA of Linum trigynum, 855 nucleotides long. The record is from the annotation of a GenBank genome assembly. NCBI's taxonomy places the organism in Eukaryota, Viridiplantae, Streptophyta, Magnoliopsida, Malpighiales, Linaceae.
AUGCGGCCUGCCUCUGAAAGCCCGACUCUUUUAAGGAGAAGGCCCGCCUCCAACUCCAUCCUGCUCACCAAAGUCCGCGCGGCCCGCUCCGCCUCCAUAGCCCACCAUUAUGGGCCUUGUACGUCUCCAUCUGACCAGUGUUCUGCUUACACAACGCACUUGGGCUUCGGCCUUCCUCACCUCAAGGCCCAAACACUAGACCGCCUCCAUUCGGCCUCUACUCUUGCAUUCGGUUUCACAACACGGUCCAGCCCCGUAUCGCACGGGCCCACCUCUGUCUGGCCCGCACUCCAAGUCCUCAACUCGAGUCCGCCAUCUAAGCCCAGAACGCAUCCGACCUCGACCUUCCAAUCGAACCGAUUCGCUUCCAACUUAAGGCCCACGAAGACUUUCGCAACGCGGCCCGCUUCGCCUCCAACAUCAGUCCCAACCCGAGCUCCAGGGAACAACCACCUCAUUUUCUAUUUUCCCGCAAGCCGCUUCCACCAAAGCCGCCUCCAUGCAUGUCUGAUCGCCUCCCGUUCGCGUCAAAUGGGCCGCCUCAAGCCCGCUUCACAAAGUCAAGCUCAGCAACCGCUCGGCCCAGCUUCAGUCAGCCCAAUGGGCCACCAAAGGAGGCAAACCGCCCUGUGCCUGUCCUCGACCCAUCAGUUCCAGUGUAAAGCCUCCCAUCAGGCCCAAGACCUCCUCCCAUUCACGUCCAAAGCGGCCCGCCUCCAUUCGACCCGCUUCACAUUUUGUCUCACAAGGAGGUCUCGCCUUCGCGUCAAAUGGGCCGCCUCAAGCCCGCUUCGCAAAGUCAAGCUCAGCAACCGCUCGGCCCAGCUUCAGUCAGCUCGAUCCGGGCUCAAUUAA